This is a messenger RNA of Musca domestica (house fly), 381 nucleotides long. Its product is annotated as cuticle protein 19-like. Bases 1 to 381 code for a protein of 126 amino acids. Lineage: Eukaryota; Metazoa; Arthropoda; Insecta; Diptera; Muscidae. Gene Ontology annotation, cellular component: extracellular matrix. The transcript is spliced from 3 exons. The record is from RefSeq and is a predicted model, not a curated record.
AUGGUGAUAGUUAUCAUGGUCAUGGCUUGUCGGGACAUGGGGGUGCCGGUUAUGGAAGAUUAUCAUUCGUAUCCCCAAUAUCAAUUUGAAUAUGGUGUGCAGGACUCUAAGACUGGCGAUAGCAAGAGUCAAUGGGAACAUCGGGAUGGUGACAAUGUACAAGGUAGCUACACUUUGAAGGAAGCCGAUGGCACCACUCGUGUAGUGGAUUAUCAUGCCGAUGGUCAUCAUGGUUUCAAUGCUGUGGUCAAGAAGUUGGGUCAGGCCAAUCAUGCUGGAAGCUAUCACGGCCAUGGUGCAUAUGGUGGACAUGGUUACGGACAUGGCUAUGGCCAUGGUUAUGGUCAUGCCACCAGCUAUGCCAAAGUCAAUUUGCAUUAA